UUUAAAGAUUUUGUUUAAGUGAAACUUCGUGUAAACAAAGUUUCCUUUCUUUCUGAUUACUUCUAGGAACUACAAGAAGAAAGGAGGAUUACAUCAUGAACCCUGCAUUCAUCUUGAGUUUAUUUGUAAUUGCUUUUGUUUCAGCAGAAGUCCACAGAAUUAAACUUCACAAACUGGACAAAACAGUUCGCCAAACUUUAAAGGAACAAGAUGCACUUAAAUAUAUUACAGAAAAAGAAAAUGCUGUAAACGGUGCCCCAGAGCCACUUCAUAACUAUUUAGACGCACAAUAUUAUGGUGAUAUUGCAAUUGGAACUCCUCCUCAAAGCUUCAAAGUUGUAUUUGAUACUGGUUCAUCAAAUCUAUGGGUACCAUCAUCACACUGUCCCUUAACAGACAUAGCAUGCUUAUUGCAUAGCAAAUACCAUGCCGACAAGUCAUCAUCAUAUGUGGAAAAUGGAACAAAAUUUGCAAUUAGAUAUGGCAGUGGUAGUUGUUCUGGAUAUCUUAGUCAAGAUACCGUUACAGUUGCUGGUGUUAGCGUUAAAAAUCAAGUAUUUGGUGAAGCAACUAAUGUUCCUGGAAUAGCAUUUGUUGCAGCUAAGUUUGAUGGGCUUCUCGGGAUGGGUUUCCAAGAAAUCUCUGUGGAUAAUGUUGUUCCUCCAUUUUAUAACAUGGUGUCACAAAAAAUUGUUGAUCAACCCGUCUUUUCAUUUUGGUUGGAUAGGAAUGCGAACGAUACUACUGGUGGCGAGCUUCUUUUAGGAGGUACUGAUCCUGCCCAUUACGUCGGUGACUUUACAUACACUCCUGUCACAACAAAAGGCUACUGGCAAUUCAAAAUGGACAAAAUUGUAGCUAAUGGAGAGCCAAUGUUUUGCCAAAAUGGUUGUCAAGCCAUUGCAGACACAGGAACGUCGUUAAUUGCAGGACCAACCACUGAAAUCGAAAAGCUUAAUCAUAUGAUUGGAGCUACACCUAUUGUUGGUGGAGAAUACACAAUUGAUUGCUCAAAGAUUCCAACCUUACCAGAGUUAGAUUUUUACAUUGCUGGAAAGAAGUUUACUUUGAAGGGAUCUGACUAUAUUUUAAAGAUAUCGACACUUGGUCAGACUGAAUGCAUCAGCGGUUUCCUAGGACUCGAUGUUCCACCACCACGUGGUCCGUUAUGGAUUUUGGGCGAUGUCUUCAUUGGACCAUAUUACACAGUUUUCGACCUUGGUAAUAGCCGACUUGGUUUUGCUCAAUCCAAAUGAUCUUAGUGACUUUGCAAAGCUUUCAGUUAUAUUUAGAAUUUUUCUUUGUUUUGUCUUUAAAUGUUAAUUUGUUAUUUUUAUAACUUUCUUUUGUCAUUAUUUUGUAUUUUGUAUUCUUCUAUAUAGAAUAGUAUUUUAACCGUAUAACUA
Hydractinia symbiolongicarpus is the source of this 1406-nucleotide messenger RNA. Its product is annotated as lysosomal aspartic protease-like. The coding region runs from base 96 to 1256 and encodes 386 amino acids. The transcript is spliced from 8 exons. Gene Ontology annotation, biological process: proteolysis. Gene Ontology annotation, molecular function: aspartic-type endopeptidase activity. Lineage: Eukaryota; Metazoa; Cnidaria; Hydrozoa; Anthoathecata; Hydractiniidae. The record is from RefSeq and is a predicted model, not a curated record.